Molecule: messenger RNA, 1297 nt
Organism: Dinoponera quadriceps
Lineage: Eukaryota; Metazoa; Arthropoda; Insecta; Hymenoptera; Formicidae
Product: transmembrane protein 192
Exons: 4
Coding region: 328-1074 (248 amino acids)
Cellular component (GO): lysosomal membrane; late endosome
Source: RefSeq, a predicted model, not a curated record
ACACGUGUCGUAUAUCGCGAUCGAUAUAGCGUGCAGUGCGCGCGAUGUGUGUGUGUUUGCCGAACGUCGUCAGCCGUUAGCCGUUUCGACGUCGAACGUAAACAUAACAUAACCUGACAUAACCUCGUCUCGCGAGGUUGCUACGUCGUUUCUAAUUCGUCUCAGGUCGUUUCGUGUUGAUUAAUAACAAGUCCCUCUUCAUCACGAAUUCGAUGUUGUAAUCACGGCACGAGGACAGAGAAAGAAAGCCCGUUGAUCAAGUGUUAGGUCAGGUUUAACUAGGCGUCUCUAUAUCAGGGAGCUGUAUUUUUUGACGCACCCCUUAACAUGGACGACGAGGAGUGUUUUCAGCCAAUUUUGACCUCUCAGGAGGAGGAUAAUUUUCAGCCAUUAAAAACCGUGCCAGUCGCAUCGAUUCCACUUUUCCUCGGAGUCUCUUUGGGAAUCACUGGAAUUGUCUUUGUGUCCCUUUGGCCAGAAGAACAGGACAAGUGUGACACAUAUUUCAUAUAUCUGUAUCUUCAUUGUAUCUAUUGGCUGAUAGUAAUGGUAUCAGACCAUGUCCUUAAGAUGAGGCAUCACAAAUUACGCAUUAACGGUUACUUAGACUUUUAUCAAGCAACAUAUCAACAAAUAAGGACGCCCUUGUUCAUCACGUCGUUGUGGAAUACGUGCUACUUGCUCUUAGCCGUGAUUCUACACCAUACACACAAAGUCGACUACGAGGAGUAUUGUAGAGCAUCGGAGUGGUUAACUCCACUUAACUACAUUUUUCUGCUAACUACUGUGGAACUCGUGAUAAUUGUGCCAGUUUACAUUAACUAUAUCAAGAGGGUUAUGAAAUUUAAUCGAUUACGUCCACCGGCCGAUGUCAGUCGCGAGGAAUGGCUAUCGUCCUUCACUCGGGAUUCCUAUGCUGGAAGUAGCGAGAUUGGUUAUCAUCCGAGAGGGUCGAAUUUGGAAGAACUGCUAGAAAAGCAGGCGGAUUUGAUCAGAUAUCUGAGGGAUCAUAACGUACAGUUAAGUCAUAGAAUAAUGUUGCUAGUGUCUCAACGCAGAGAGACUGAGCCGUGAAAUAUAAUAAAUAUUGAUCUUAUUACAUAUCCUUCUUACAAAUUGACAAGACACUUAAAUUAAUUGUUGUUAAUCGUUACCGUAAUCUUGGUCGAAGCUUUGCCAAAAAUGUCAUUCUUUAACAGUCACACGCGACACAUCUGGAGUUGGAACGAAAUUCUUUUUGAUAUAAUUUUGUGUAUGAAUCAAACAUAUGAUUAAUAAUAUAUAUUAAUAAUUUAUU